AUGGCUAAAUGCAUUCUUCAGUUGGAUAAGGGCACAUUCUACCCAAGUUCUGAGCCACCUGGACACGAGGCAGCUGCGAACGGAGCCCGUGGAGCCACCACUCCUGAAAGGGUAAAGCUGCACGGAGCCGUUUGGCUCCGAGGUGAGGCGUGUUUGCGUUACGCCGGUGCUGUGUUCCAGCUGCAGAACUUCUGGUUCAGGCAGACGUGUCAUCCAAGUCUGAUAAUUCUUAAAUACAUUGUGAAUUACACAAAAGGUCAGAUUGUAGAAGUGCUGUACACUGACUUUGUCUCUUCUUUUUCUUUGCUCCCUUCCCUUUACGUGAACGGUGUAUUCGUACUUCUCAUCAUCGUUGCCGACUCUUUCUGCCAAUCAUCUAGAAAACCACCUAAGGUGUUUGCCUUUGAUCACUGCUUCUGGUCCAUGGAUGAAUCAAACACCACAAAAUAUGCAGGUCAAGAAGUGGUGUUCAAGUGCCUUGGAGAAGGAAUUCUUGAAAAGGCCUUUCAGGGAUAUAACGCUUGUAUUUUUGCCUAUGGACAGACAGGUUCAGGAAAAUCCUUUUCAAUGAUGGGCAAUGCAGAGCAGCUGGGUCUGAUCCCACGGCUCUGUUGUGCUUUAUUUCAGAGAAUCUCUGUGGAAGAAAAUGAAUCUCAUACUUUUAAAGUCGAAGUGUCCUAUAUGGAAAUCUACAAUGAGAAAGUCAGAGAUCUGCUUGACCCAAAAGGGAGUCGGCAGUCCCUUAAGGUCCGAGAGCACAAAGUGUUGGGACCGUAUGUCGACGGCCUGUCCCAGCUGGCUGUUACAAACUUCGAGGACAUUGAGUCACUGAUGUCGGAGGGAAACAAGUCACGAACAGUUGCUGCAACCAACAUGAAUGAGGAGAGCAGCCGCUCUCACGCUGUGUUCAAUAUUAUAGUGACUCAGACACUUUAUGACCUGCAUUCUGGGAAUUCUGGAGAGAAGGUCAGCAAGGUCAGCCUGGUGGAUUUGGCUGGGAGCGAGAGAGUGUCCAAAACGGGAGCUGCGGGAGAACGUCUGAAAGAAGGCAGCAACAUAAACAAAUCUCUUUCAACAUUGGGCUUGGUUAUAUCAUCACUUGCUGACCAAGCAGCAGGGAAGGGGAAAAACAAGUUUGUGCCUUACAGAGACUCUGUACUCACCUGGCUCCUCAAGGACAACUUGGGAGGAAACAGCCAAACUGCCAUGAUAGCCACAAUUAGUCCAGCAGCAGACAACUACGAGGAAACACUCUCUACGCUGAGAUAUGCAGACAGAGCCAAAAGGAUAGUUAAUCAUGCUGUGGUGAAUGAAGAUCCAAAUGCUAGGGUCAUCAGAGAAUUACGUGAAGAGGUUGAAAAACUGAAAGAACAGCUCUCACAAGCUGAGGCCAUGAAGGCACCAGAACUGAAGGAAAAAUUGGAGGAGUCUGAAAAACUGAUAAAAGAGCUAACCGUCACCUGGGAAGAAAAGCUCAGGAAAACAGAAGAAAUUGCACAGGAAAGGCAAAGACAGCUGGAGAGCAUGGGAAUUUCCCUCGAGUCUUCGGGUAUCAAAGUUGGGGAUGACAAAUGUUACCUGGUGAACCUGAAUGCAGACCCUGCGCUCAACGAGCUUUUGGUUUACUAUUUAAAGGAUCACACAAGAGUUGGUGCAGAUACCUCUCAGGAUAUACAGCUCUUUGGGAUAGGAAUCCAACCAGAACACUGUGAGAUUGAUAUUGCUUUAGAUGGAGAAGUUACACUCACACCAAAAGAAAACGCAAGAUCCUGUGUAAAUGGUGCACUGGUAUGUUCUGUCACUCAGUUAUGGCAUGGAGAUAGAAUAUUAUGGGGAAACAACCACUUUUUUAGAAUCAAUUUACCAAAGAGGAAACGACGAGAUUGGCUGAAAGACAUUGAGAAAGAAACUUCAUUAGGAGAGCAUGAUCUGGAUGCAGCUAGUGAAGCCUCUUCAGAACCAGACUACAACUAUGAGUUUGCACAAAUGGAAGUUAUUAUGAAAACACUGAAUAGUAAUGACCCUGUACAAAAUGUGGUCCAGAUCUUGGAGAAACAGUACUUGGAAGAGAAGCGGAGCGCUCUUGAGGAGCAGCGGCUGAUGUACGAACGUGAGUUAGAGCUCCUGCGGCAGCAGCUCUCUCCGGAGAGGCAGCAUCAGCACGGCAGCGACAGGCUCUCCUACACUGCCCAGACUGCCCAGCAGAAAGUAAAUCUCUGGACAGAAGAGAGGGAUGAAUUGUUUCGACAGAGCCUGGCUAAACUUCGAGAGCAGAUAGUAAAGGCAAAUACACUGGUGAGAGAAGCAAACUUCUUAGCAGAAGAAAUGAGUAAGCUAACAGAUUAUCAAGUAACGCUGCAGAUCCCUGCUGAAAACCUCAGUGCCAACAAAAAGAGGGGUGCAAUUGUAAGCGAGCCUGCUAUUCAAGUGAGAAGAAAAGGAAAAGGUACUCAAGUGUGGACUAUAGAGAAACUAGAGAACAAAUUGAUUGACAUGAGAGACCUCUAUCAAGAGUGGAAGGAGAAAAUACCAGAGAUACGGAAGCUGCUUGGCAAGAGAGGCGAUCCUUUUUACGAAGCGCAAGAGAACCACAACUUGAUCGGCGUCGCCAACGUGUUCUUGGAGUGCCUGUUCUCGGACGUGAAGCUGCAGUACGCGGUGCCCAUCAUCAGCCAGCAGGGGGAGGUUGCGGGACGGUUGCACGUUGAAGUAAUGCGAGUCACUGGGUCUGUCCCAGAACGUGUUGUAGAAGGAGACGACUCAUCUGAGAACUCCAGUGAGAGUGGGAGCCUGGAAGUCGUGGAUAACAACGGAGAAAUCAUUCAUAGGGUGAAGAAGCUCUCCUGCAGGGUAAAAAUCAAAGAAGCAACCGGACUGCCGCCUAACCUCUCCAACUUUGUCUUUUGUCAAUACACAUUUUGGGAUCAAUGCGAGUCGACAGUAGCGGCACCAGUGGUAGAUCCAGAUGUGCCUUCACCUCAGAGCAAAGACGCUCAUUUCACAGUGACCUUCUCUCACUGUAAGGACUAUGUGGUGAAUGUCACAGAGGAGUUUUUGGAGUUUAUUUCAGAAGGAGCUCUUGCUAUCGAGGUGUGGGGUCACAGAUGUACUGGCAAUGGCAGCUCUGUGUGGGAAGUUGAUUCUCUUCACGCCAAAACGAGGACACUGAGAGACAGGUGGAACGAAGUAACUCGUAGAAUAGAAAUGUGGAUUUCCAUACAAGAGUUGAAUGAGAUGGGUGAAUAUACCGCAGUUGAACUCCAUCAGGCAAAAGAUGUGAACACAGGGGGAAUUUUCCAGCUCAGGCAGGGUCAUUCUCGCAGAGUUCAGGUGACGGUGAAACCUGUACAACAUUCGGGAACGUUGCCUCUCAUGGUAGAAGCAAUUCUUUCAGUCUCUGUAGGUGGUGUCACCGCCAGAUCAACUAAACUGCAAAGGGGUUUGGACAGCUACCAGAAGGAGGAUGAUGAUGGUGGUGAUAUGGAUAGUUACCAGGAGGAAGAUUUGAACUGUGUACGAGAGAGGUGGUCCGACGCGCUGAUAAAACGCAGAGAAUACUUGGAUGAGCAGAUUCAAAAGAUCAGCAACAAGCAAGAAAAAUCUGAGGAUGACCUAGAACGAGAAGCUCGACUGGUUGAGCAGUGGGUAGGGCUGACGGAAGAGAGAAAUGCCGUGUUCGUUCCAGCACCAGGCAGUGGAAUUCCCGGUGCGCCUGCAAAUUGGAUUCCGCCUGCCGGAAUGGAAACACACAUACCCGUCCUCUUCCUUGAUUUGAACGCUGAUGACCUCAGUGCCAAUGAACAACUUAUAGGUCCCCAUGCAUCGGGAGUUAACUCCAUCCUACCAAAGGAGCACGGGAGUCCCUUCUUCUACUUGCCCAUCAUAAAACACAGUGAUGAUGAGGUUUCAGCCACUGCUGCUUGGGACUCUUCUGUCCACGAUUCAGUGCACCUGAAUAGGGUGACUCCUCAAAAUGAGAGAAUUUACUUGAUAGUGAAGACUACUGUGCAGCUUAGCCAUCCUGCUGCAAUGGAACUGGUGCUACGCAAAAGGAUUGCAGCCAACAUUUAUAACAAGCAGAGUUUCACCCAGAGCUUGAAAAGGAGAAUAUCCUUGAAAAAUAUCUAUUACGCCUGUGGAGUGACCUAUGAAAUAGUAUCCAACAUACCAAAGGCUACAGAAGAAAUUGAGGAUCGCGAGACCUUGGCACUGAUGGCCGCGAGGAGUGAGAACGAGGGCACGUCCGAUGGCGAAACCUACAUUGAAAAAUACACACGUGGCGUGCUGCAAGUGGAGAACAUUCUGAGCCUUGAACGACUAAGACAGGCGGUCACAGUCAAAGAGGCUCUCUCCACCAAAGCGAGAAACAUCCGCAGAAGCAUCAGCACGCCAAAUGUGCACAACGUGUCCUGUAGCCGACUAGACCUUUCUGCCUGUGACGAAGACGAUAAGGGUUGGUCUGAAAGUCACCUGGAUAUAUCUGACUGUUCGUCCAGUUACCAAGAUGUAUCGUGCUAUGGUACUUUACCCAGGGAGUCACCUCGCAAGAGCAAAGAUGGCAGUGGCAUUGUAGCAGAGAAUUCCCAUGCUUUAAUGGCCAGCCCUUUUAAAGCGUUUUCUCCUCAGCCACCAAAGUUUUUCAAGCCCUUAAUGCCAGUGAAAGAAGAACAUAAAAGGAAGACCCCGCUUGAAAGUCGACCUCUGCUCAGCCAAGAGAGCACGCCUUCGCCUCGGGUGCGCUGCGCUGGCUGUGCUGCACCCGCGGGAAGCGGUGCCAGCGGCGUGCCCCUAGAAAGCCAUAGCGUGCGUGAGGAGAAGAUUGACUCCGAGGAGGAGGAUAGCGAGUUGGAGGCCAUUAAUAAGAAGCUGAUAAGUCCACAAAGUUUUCAAAAUUUCCGGCCUUACGUACCAGAGGAGUUUGCUGACUUCAGUGUUUACAAUGCUAGCCUGGAGAACAGGGAGUGGUUUUCUUCUAAGUCAGACUUCAUGAGUUCACGUGUUCUUGAGAAAGAGGUAUCCCGCAGCCCCACCACUAGCAGCAUCACUAGUGGCUACUUCUCCCACAGUGCCUCUAACGCUACUCUGUCUGACAUGCUUGUUCCCUGUAGUGAGAGCACAGACCAGCUCGCCAGUCACACGAAGGAGCUGGACUCUAGUGAUCCCUCAGGAUCACCUCUUGCACACGAUGUAAGGUCUUCUUCGGGCAAGGAAGGUCGGGAGUCAGAAAAGGAGUUAGCGAAAGAAAAGCUACCUGUGUUACCACUGAGAGAAAACAGUGCCUUAACGGAACAAGUACCACUGUCCCUCGACACUGCUGGCACAGACUCGCAGCGGUUACCCGGAGCUGGGUCGUUUUCAGCUCCAAGUUCCUUGGACGGCAAAACUACCUGUCCUACAAUCGAGUUCUCGGUGCGCGAAGCAACGGUUGAGCGCACGAUGGAUGUUCUUGAAGAUCACUCCUUUACAGAGUUCAUGGGCGUCGAAGACGGGAAGGACUUUGACCAUUCAGCUCCGCAGCCGUGUUGCCUCAUGUCCUCUAAUGGAGUGAGUUCCUCGGAGUUACCCCGAGGCCCUGCCAAGGAGCAGAGCACGUGCCGGGGCCAGCUGGAUUCAGCGGCGGCAGGCGACCGGCCCGUGGGUGCCACGGAAAGCCCUUUGCGUUCUGUAAAAGAGACUUCAGACCGUGAGACUUAUCCAGAUGCUUCUGUAGAUGAUUUUCUUGGGAAGGACCACUUGGACGGUUCCGAUAGCGAAGAAGGUGCUUCUGCAGAUCAAGCCCACGUCUUGCCUAGCUGGGUGGCAGUGGGUGAACAAGUGUGUCUUGGAAGUAAUAAGAUGGGAACUGUGAGAUACGUUGGAACGGUGGAUUUUUCCGCUGGAAUUUGGGUUGGAGUUGAACUAAAUGUUCAGCUGGGGAAGCAUGAUGGGACUGUAAAAGGCAGAGAGUACUUCCACUGCAAACCACGACACGGGGUCUUUGUUCGUCCCGGGCGCCUCAGCAAAGCACCAGCUUCCACGAGGAAAUGGAGUAGCGCUUCACGGUCUCAGGCGUCUUCCACUUCAGAGAAACGGAAAAACUCUGUGUUUCAAGGCUCAUCGCCCACUCCUAAAAUGGGAGGAGAAGUCCUCUGCCAUUCCGGAGAUGCAGCAGCUUCUGCUUUUUCUAGGAAACAGGAAAACAGGAAAUCUUGGAUUAACUAA
Apaloderma vittatum (bar-tailed trogon) is the source of this 6201-nucleotide messenger RNA. It is a transcript of the gene KIF13A, whose product is annotated as kinesin family member 13A. The transcript is spliced from 39 exons. The record is from RefSeq and is a predicted model, not a curated record. Gene Ontology annotation, biological process: microtubule-based movement; regulation of protein localization. The coding region runs from base 1 to 6201 and encodes 2066 amino acids. Gene Ontology annotation, molecular function: ATP binding; microtubule binding; microtubule motor activity. Lineage: Eukaryota; Metazoa; Chordata; Aves; Trogoniformes; Trogonidae. Gene Ontology annotation, cellular component: adherens junction.